Uranotaenia lowii is the source of this 2319-nucleotide messenger RNA. RefSeq lists its product as uncharacterized. The record is from RefSeq and is a predicted model, not a curated record. The transcript has a single exon. Lineage: Eukaryota; Metazoa; Arthropoda; Insecta; Diptera; Culicidae. Bases 1 to 2319 code for a protein of 772 amino acids.
AUGGUACAGCGGUUAGAGUUGUGCCCAUUGUGCCUGUACAACCAUAACGGAAAACAUUGCAUGUCGAAACGCCGAUGUGGUACGGAUCGUUGUGAUCAGAGACAUCAUCCACUCUUACACUGGGAAUCAAAUUCAAACGCACCGCAUUUGAUUGCGAGCUGCAACAGUCAUCGACAGUCAGUCAUAUUUCGAAUGAUUCCUGUAGUGGUUUACAGCGACCUAAAAAAACUGAAGGCGUUAGCGCUGAUAGACGAAGGAUCAUCAGUGACACUGAUUGAGGACGAACUAGCUAAGGAGUUGGGAUCAAAAGGAAACAUAGAACCUCUGGAAAUGAGUUGGACCAACGGAAUGAGUACGGUGGAGAAUCGAUCAGCUAAAAUACACCUUCAAAUAUCGGCUGUAGAUGACAUGAACCGCUUCGAUCUGAUUGAUGCUAACACCGUCCGUAAACUGGACUUACCCAUGCAAUGUUUGGACAGCGGUGAGCUGCGUGAGAAAUUCUUACACCUGCGGGACAUUGAAAUCCCAAGCUACGGGUCAACAAAACCGAAGUUGUUGAUUGGAAUCAACAAUGCUCAUCUUAUCGCCCCGCUUCAAUCCCGAAUAGGAGAGUUAGGAGAACCCGUCGCUAUACAAUGUCGGCUAGGAUGGAGUUUGUACGGACCACGAACAGGUGUAGUAGCCAAUGUACAUUUCUUGGGACAUCACCGCUCCUGCGACGAGUGCGAUAGAAACGACCGAGAAAUGAAUGAGUCCUUGAAAGAAUAUUUUAGCAUCGAAGCAGUUGGGAUAUCUCCAGUUCUGCUGGAAUCGAACGUAGACCGGCGAGCUCGCGAAAUAUUGGAGCGAACGACAAGACGUACAGGAGAUCGUUUCGAAUCUGGGUUGCUGUGGAAAACAGACAACGUGAGGUUCCCGGAGAGUUAUCAAAUGGCUUUGAAACGAACAAAUAGCUUGGAUCGUAGAAUGGAUAAGCAGCCGGGCGUUCGUGAGGCCAUUUUAAAACAGUUGCACGAGUACAUCGAGAAGGGUUACGCUCAUUUGAUUACAGAGCUAGAAUUACAAAAUACUCCACCGGAGAGGACGUGGUACCUGCCCCUAAACUUUGUAAUUAAUCCGAAGAAGCAAGGAAAGAUGCGUCUAGUAUGGGACGCCGCUGCUAAGAACAAAGGAGUUUCACUCAACGAUUUUCUACUGAAAGGGCCGGAUAUGGUUUCGUGUUUAUCAACAGUUAUAGACGGUUUUCGGGAGAGACGGAUUGCUUUCGGAGCGGACAUUCGAGAAAUGUUCCACCAGAUACGUGUGAGAUCGGAGGACCGCCAGGCUCAACGCUUCUUGUUUCGUACAGAUGUCGAACGAGAGCCGCAGAUAUUUGUAAUGGACGUGGUGGUGUUCGGAGCUAGCUGUUCUCCUUGUACAUCGCAGUACGUCAAAAACUUAAAUGCUCGAGAGCAUGCAGUGCAGUACCCUGAGGCGGCAAAGGCUAUCAUCGAGAAGCACUUCGUCGACGAUUAUUUUGAUAGUGUUGACACGGAAUGUGAAGCUGUUCAGAGAGCUAAGGAUGUAAAAGCGGUACAUGCAGCUGGCGGCUUCGAAUUGCGGAACUGGAUGAGUAAUUCUUCUGAAGUGCUCAAAGAACUUGGCUCUACUUCCAUGGAAUCUGCUAGGUUUGUUGAAGUUAACAAAACUGAUAAUGUUGAACGUGUUCUGGGUAUCAGCUGGAAUGCCGUCAAGGAUACAUUUGUUUUUUCGACAGACAUGCGCGCGGACCUGCACCCCUUUAUUAAGGAAGGUGCAUGGCCCACUAAACGAAUUGCGUUGAGGUGCAUCAUGAGCAUGUUUGACCCGAAACAAUUUUUGGCGCCAAUCCUGAUCCACGGACGGAUAAUUAUGCAGGAUGUAUGGCGAAGUGGAAUCGAAUGGGACGAUAAAUUGAGAGAGGAGCAGUAUCACCAAUGGUUACGUUGGACAAAUCUAUUUCCGUUGAUCGACACCGUUGAAAUUCCUCGUUGUUACCUUGGCAGAUUGGACUCAACAUCGUACGAGAGUGUACAGUUGCACGUUUUCUCCGAUGCCGGUGAAGACGCGUAUGGCACUGUUGCAUACUUCCGGUUUGUGAAAGAUGAACUGAUUCAUUGUGCCUUUAUCGAAGCCAAAGCCAAAGUUGCUCCAUUACAGCACAUGUCGAUACCCAGGAAAGAAUUGCAAGCCGCGACAUUGGGGGCCCGCCUUGCAAAAGGCAUACGAGAGAGUCAUUCCUUUCCAAUUACCAAAACGGUUAUGUGGACAGAUUCGAAGGCGGUUUAUUCGUUGGAUUAG